AUGACACCUUUUCAAGCAGUAUAUGGUAGACCGCCCCCUACUAUUCCGUCGUAUAUCCGGGGAGCCACUUCAAUACAAGCAGUAGAGAAUGAUCUGUUGACGCGAGACGACAUUCUGCAACAGCUGAAAACUAACUUGCAACAAGCUCAAAAUCGUAUGAGGCAGCAAGCAAACAAGAGACGUAGGGAUAUUCAAUUCAAGCUGGGGGAUUUGGUAUUAGUUAAGUUGCAGCCUUACCGCCAAACAACAGUCGCCAAUAGACUUAACUCAAAGCUUUGCAGAAGAUACUUUGGUCCUUUCGAGAUUGUAGCCAGAGCAGGUCCGGUGGCCUAUACUCUUAAACUCCCACAAGGCAGCCGCAUUCACCCAACUUUUCAUUGGACUCUCAGCCCGCCCGAGGAUGCCACCUGGGAGGAUUUACAUUCUUUUUGCCGUCUUUACGACCUGCCCAACCUUGAGGACAAGGUUGUAUUCGGAGAGGGGAGUAGUGAUAGCCCAGCCCAGUUGACAAGCCCAAUUACAUUGGACCCUACUAGCAUAAAACACCAAAUGAAGAAGUGGGAAGAGUACUCAAACGUGGAAGGGCAGAGGGAAACAAAUGAUGCCAAGACUGAAGAAAGAGAAGGAGCUGGGAACAAGGAGAAGGAAUUGGCGCGUAAGGACAGGGUGCAAUUGAAAUUGCUAAAGGAGAUUUGCACUGUCUCGAAGAGUGCCCAUUACCAACAGAAGUUAUGA
This is a messenger RNA of Humulus lupulus (European hop), 735 nucleotides long. RefSeq lists its product as uncharacterized. The record is from RefSeq and is a predicted model, not a curated record. The transcript has 3 exons. Lineage: Eukaryota; Viridiplantae; Streptophyta; Magnoliopsida; Rosales; Cannabaceae. The coding region runs from base 1 to 735 and encodes 244 amino acids.